AUGUCUUCCAAAGUUACGUCGACAGACAAGGAGCAAUCACCAGAGUCUCCACCGUCUCGGAUAACGUCACUUCCAGAUGACAUCAUCGUUGAUAUCAUCGCACGUGUACCGAGAGGCAAUUUUCCAAAAAUCUGCCUCGUUUCCAAGAGUUUCCGAUCAAUCAUUGCGUCCUCUGGGCUAUACAAGAGGCGAUCCUUGUUAGGCUUCACUGAACAGUACUGUCUCUAUGCUGUCCUCUAUAACUACGACACCGACGAAUACCGUUCGUAUAUUCUCCGCCGGACAGUCUACAAUAGUAAUCGCUUGGUCAUUAUCCGAUCGUUUCCUUCUAUGCCUUGCAGUGCAAGCUAUCUCACAGUGGGUUCAAAGAUAUAUGUGGUGGACUCAUCGAGUUUUUUAAGCAUCGACUGUAGAACUCACAUGGUGCAGCCCAUCACUCAGAUUCCUAAGCCCAUGUCUGAUAAGGUCUCCGGCAUCGACGGGAAUAUUUACUUAAUUGGAAAUCGGCUGGUGAGUAGGAAUAUGUGGAAGUGGAACAGAGUCGUCAUGGUGUUGAAAACUCAAACGAUGAUAAUGCCAGACUUGGAGCUAUAUACAAUAUGUUCUGAUGCUGUAGUGAUGGAGGAUAAGAUUUACAUGAGAGAUUCUGAGAACAGCUUUGUUUAUAGGCCAAAGGAAAUUAAAUGGGAAAGGGGCGAUAUGCUGAAUUCUAGAGAUUGGAACCAUUGGUGUGCCGUUGGCGAAUGGGAAAGGGACGAUAUGCUGAAUUCUAGAGAUUGGAACCAUGCGUGUGCCGUUGGCGACUUACUGUGCUAUUACGAUGUUUCAGAGAAAAUGUUAAGAGCGUAUGAUACAAAGGAGAGGUGUUGGAGAGUUGUGAAUGGUUUGGAAAAAUCGUUGCCUAGACCAAGUACAUUGUGGUGUAACAUGGUUAGUUACGAUGGGAAAUUGGCUAUGUUCUUUCAUAAGUAUAUAUAUAAUAAGGUCCGUGAUGAUUUAAUAUCGAUUUGGUGUGCGGAGAUUGCUUUGGAGAGACGCCAAGGAGGAGAGAUUUGGGGUACGGUGUUGUGGUAUGAUGCUGUGAUUGAAGGGAGUUUUGCAAUGGUGAAAUGUUUAGCCGUUCCGGUUGGAUGA
This is a messenger RNA of Eutrema salsugineum, 1134 nucleotides long. RefSeq names its product F-box/kelch-repeat protein At4g38940. The transcript has a single exon. The coding region runs from base 1 to 1134 and encodes 377 amino acids. Lineage: Eukaryota; Viridiplantae; Streptophyta; Magnoliopsida; Brassicales; Brassicaceae. The record is from RefSeq and is a predicted model, not a curated record. Gene Ontology annotation, molecular function: protein binding.